GGAGGGGCUGGCGCGGAAAACGAAGGUUACUUUUUGGAUCCUCAGUGGAGGCUUAGGGUGGAAGUUAUUCCUCCACCUUAAAGACCCGGGAGUUUAGAAGUAGGGCACGGAGGGCCUCGUGACCGUGCGCUCAAGCCGAGCCUUACGCCAUGAGGAACUUCAAAGGAGUCAACUUCGCCUCUCUGCUAAGCAGCCCGAAGGAGGCCCAGGAGCUGCUGCCCGACUUGAAGGAGUUCCUGUCAAAAUCACCAACUAGUUUUCCCAGCAGCCGGUCUGAUGCUGAAAGGAGACAAGUAUGUGAUGCUAUCCUGAGGGCCUGCAUCCAGCAGUUGACUGCCAAGCUAGCUUGCCCUGAGCACCUGAGGAGUCUGCUGGAGCUAGCAGAGCUGGCCUGUGAUGGCUACUUGUUGUCAACCCCACAGCGCCCUCCCCUCUAUCUGGAACGCAUUCUCUUCAUAUUACUUCGGAAUGCUGCAUCUCAGGGAAGCCCAGAUGCUGUGUUCUGCCUUGCCCAACCUCUCCAUGACUGCUUGGUAGAGAGCUGUCGCCAAGCUGCUCCCCAAGACUAUGAGGCUGUGGCUCGGGGCAGCUUUUCUCUGCUCUGGAAGGGAGCAGAAGCACUGUUAGAGCGUCGAGCUGCAUUCUCAAUUCGGCUGAAGGCCUUGGGCUUCUUAGUACUAUUGGAAGAUGAAAGUGUUCCUUGUGAAGUUCCUCACUUUGCUUCUCCAUCUGCUUGUCGAGUGGUGGCUGCUUAUCACCUAUUUGAAGCUAGUGGGCAUGGUCUAGAUGAAGCUGAUGCUGAUUUCUUAUACAGCUUGCUCUCAAGGCAUGUGAUCAGAAUCUUAGUGGGUGAGGGCAGUAGCUCUCCUGGUCCUCUUUCUCCCCAGAGGGCCCUCUGCCUCUUGGAGCUCACUUUGGAACACUGUCGUCGCCUCUGCUGGAGUCAGCACCAUGACAAGGCCACCAGUGCAGUGGAGAAGGCUCAUGAUUACCUAAAGAAUACCAGCCUAGCCCCUGGCCUUGAGUUAUGCCAGUUGGGAGUACAACUGCUGAAGGCUGGGGAAGAAGAACCCCAGGCAGUGACCCAGCUUUUGAUUAAGGCAUCAGCUAUCCUAAAUGACAGUAUGAAGGCACCAUCACCUCCUUUUAGGGCACUGUAUGACAGCUGCCAGUUCUUCCUGUCAGGCCUAGAGAGAGGCAUCAAGAGACACUAUGGACCUGAUACCAUCCUGAACCUCUUCGCUUUUCUUGGCCGGUACUGCUCCCUUCUCCGGCAGCUUCGAGAUGAUAGUGCCUGUGAGAUUUCCCCCAAGCAGCAGCAGUCUUUGCUUCAGAUGCACUUUCAGGGUCUUCAUCUCUACACUGGGAUGGUUUACGACUUUGCUCAAGACUGUCAGGUAGAUGAGCUGGUCAGGCUAGUGGAGAGUUGCAGAUCAGCUGUUGUCUGGAUGCUGGACGCCUUAGAGGGCCUGUCAGGCGGGGAGCUGACUGACUACCUGGGGAUGACUGCCUCUUACACCAGUAACUUGGCCUAUAGCUUCUUUAGUCACAAGCUGUAUGCUGAGGCAUGCGCCAUCUCGGAGCCAAUCUGUCAGCACUUGGGCUUGGCAAAACCAAACACUUGUCCUAAGGUGCCUCCUGAGAAGCUGCACAGGUGCUUCCGGAUACAUGUGGAGAGUUUGAAGAAACUGGGUAAACAGGCCCAGGGCUGCAAGAUGGUGACCUUAUGGCUGGAAGCUCUGCAACCCUAUAGCCCUGAACACAUGGCCGAACCAGUCACUUUCUGGGUUCGGGUCAAAAUGGAUGCAGCCCGGGCUGGAGACAAGCAGCUACAGCUAAAGACUUUGCGAGAUAGCCUGAAUGGCUGGGAUCCAGAGACACAGGUGUUGCUGCUGAGGGAGGAGCUGCGGGCAUAUAAGGCUGUACGGGCUGACACCGGGCAGGAACGCUUCAAUGUCAUCUGUGACCUGUUGGAGCUGAGCCCUGAGGAGACCCCAGCCGGAGCCUGGGCACGAGCUACCCACCUGGUGGAACUGGCUCAGGUGCUGUGCUACCACAACUUUGUCCAGCAGGCUGACUGCUCUGCCCUGGAUGCCAUCCAGGAAGCCCUGCAGCUUCUGGAGUCUGUGAAGCCUGAGACACAGGAACAGGAUUGCCUUCUGGAUGAUAAAGCGCAGGCCUUGCUGUGGUUCUACGUCUGUACCUUGGAGGCCAAACUGCAGGAAGGUAUUGAGCGGGAUCGGAGAGCUCAGGCCCCUAGUAACUUAGAGGAAUUUGAAGUCAAUGACCUGAACUAUGAAGAUAAACUCCAGGAGGACCGUUUUCUGUAUAGUAACAUUGCCUGCAACUUGGCUGCAGAUGCAGCUCAGUCCAAAUGCCUGGACCAAGCCCUGUCCCUGUGGAAGGAGGUGCUCACAAAGGGGUCAACCCCGGCUGUGCGGUGUCUCCAGCAGACAGCAGCCUCCCUGCAGAUCCUAGUGGUCCUCUAUCAACUGGUGGCAAAGCCCCUGCAGGCUCUGGAGACCCUCCUACUCCUGCGGAUUGUCUCUGAGACACUAGAGGACCAUGCGAAGGCAGUCAGCUCCUCCUGCCAGCUCACCCAGCAACUCUUGAGCCUCGGCUGUCCCAGCUAUGCCCAGUUAUAUCUGAAAGAGGCAGAAUCAAGCCUGAAGAGACUCGAUCAGACCGUUGACACACACCUGCUCCUUUCCCUGACCUGUGAUCUGCUCCGAAGUCAACUCUGCUGGACUUACCAGAAGGUGACUGAGGGUGUUUCUCUAUUGCUUUCUGUCCUUCGGGAUCCUGCCCUCCAGAAGUCAUCGAAGGCUUGGUACUUGCUACGUGUCCAGGCCCUGCAAACACUGGCUGUCUACCUUAGCCUCUCAUCAAACAUCCUCUCAGAAGCUCUACGUGAACAGCUCUGGGCUCAAGGCUGGCAGACACCUGAGACAGCACUCAUAGAUGCCCACAAGCUCCUCCGCAGCAUUAUCCUCCUGCUGAUGGGUGGUGAUGUGCUCUCAAUUCAGAAAGCAGCUGUGCAGUCACCCUUUCUGGACUAUGGUGAAAAUCUUGUGCAAAAAUGGCAGGUUCUUACAGAAGUAUUGAGCUGCUCAGAGAAGCUGGUCAGCCGCCUGGGCCACCUGGGGAAUGUGAGUGAAGCCAAGGCCUUCUGCUUGGAAGCCCUGAGACUUACAACAAAGCUGCAGAUACCUUGCCAGUGUGCCCUGUUCCUUGUGCUGAAGGGAGAGCUGGAACUGGCCCGCGGUGACAUUGAGCUCUGCCAGUCAGACCUGCAGCAGGUUCUGUUCCUGUUUGAGUCUUGCACAGAGUUUGGUGUGGUGACCCAAUACCCAGACUCUGUGAAGAAGAUCCACAUGAAGAAAGAGAGACAGCAGGCACAAGUCCCCUGUUCCCCUCAACUCCCAGAGGAGGAACCCUUUCUAAGAGGCCCUGCUCUGGAGCUGGUGGCCACUGUGCCCAAGGAGCCUGGGCCCAUUGCACCCUCUACAAACUCCUCUCCAAUCCUGAAAACCAAGCCCCAGCCCAGCCCAGGCUUCCUGUCCCACUCACCCACCUGUGACUGCUCACUCUGUGCCAGCCCUGUCCUCUCAGCAAUCUGUCUACGCUGGUUGUUGGUCACUGCAGGAUUGAGACUGGCCAUGGGUCAUAAGGCCCAGGGUCUGGAGCUGCUACAAGCUGUGUUGAAGGGUUGCCCUGCAGCCACCAAGCGCCUCAUCCAGAACCUCCAAGCUUCCUUGAAACACAAAGCAUCCCCCUCCUCUGUCCCAAGCCUUUUGGAUGAGAUCAUGGCUCAAGUGUACACACAUCUGGCACUGGAGGGUCUGAGCCAGCCAUCAAACAAGAGCCUGGGGAAGGUUCUGGCGUCGGGGCUGAAGUUUGUGGCAACUCGGAUACAACACCUCGAGUCCUGGCAAGCCAGCUUGCUCUUGAUUCAGGCCCUUGCAAAGCUGGCGAGCUUCAGUUGCUGCACUACCCAAUUUUUUGCAAGCACUUGGGGCUGGCAACCACCAUUAAUAAGCUCCCCAGUCUCAGUGCCCUCUAAGACUCGAAGCCAAAAAUCCUCUGGACAAGGGCGCCAGCGCAUAGCCUCUGCUCCCCCAGCCCUUCGUAAUACCUCUCAGAAAGGUCUGGAAGAUAGCGGGCCUCCCUGUACACCCAAGCCCCAGGGCCGAGCUCGGCAAGCUGGUCCCCAAGUACCUUUCACCAUAUUUGAAGAAGUCCACCCUACAAAGAGCAAGCCUGAAGUUCCCUUGGCCCCCAGGGUGCAAAGGAGGGUCCAGACUCGCCUCAAGGUGAACUUCAGUGAUGACAGUGACUUGGAAGACCUUGCCUCAGCUGAGACACAACUUGUAGAGGGACCUAAGAGACGAGGGACUGCUUCCAGAUGCCGGGGCCAAACUAGGAAGAGCUCUACUGUAAAGACAGAUGCAGCGGUUGUCCCAGGGAGUACUCCUGGGCACCCCAGGGGUAGGGGUCGACAGGCCAAGAAGGUGGCAUCAAGACACUGUGAAGAGGAGAGUCCCCAGACAUCCCUUUGUGGCCGGACCAAACUGGGACCCGAGAUCAUGAGGACUAUCCCUGAGGAGCAACUGAGUGACCAGAUGCAAAUGAGCUUUGAGACUCUCAGGGCUUCUGAUGGGGAAGACUCAGCCUCAGGUGGAAAGGUACCAGCUGCAGGCCCUCCUCCAGCUACAGGAGAAUGUGAAUUGUUGAGACGGGACUCCAACAAGGCAGAGCUACCUGUCCUAUGCCCAGACAAGGAAGCUGAGAGGGACCCUAGUCCUUGGCUCCAGCCUCUCUCUGUUUCUGUACCUGUUGAUCUUUCUACCCUGGAUUCCAUGUCUGACUCACUGAGCAUUGCUUUCCGUGGCGUCAGUCACUGCCCUCCAAGUGGGCUCUAUGCCCACCUCUGCCGCUUACUGGCCUUGUGCCUGGGUCACCGGGAUCCCUAUGCCACUGCCUUCCUUGUUGCUGAGUCUGUCUCCAUCACCUGUCGUCACCAGCUGCUCACCCACCUGCACCGACAGCUCAGCAAGGCACAGAAGCACCAAGGAUCACCUGAACUAGCAGAGCAGCUUCAGGGGAUGAGCCUGCAUGAGAAGCCUGGAGAUGUCCCCCUGGCCUGCAUCCAGCACCUCUUUUCCUUCAGGGCUCCAGGACCUGGCCACUUUCCCCAGGCAGAGAAGAACAGUUUCCAGGAGCACCUGGCUUUGAUCCCCAGUGGAGUGACUGUCUGCGUGUUGGCCCUGGCUACUCUUCAGCCUGGAACCUUGGGCAAUACUCUCCUGCUGACUCGACUGGAAAAGGACAACCCUCCAGUCACUGUGAAGAUCCCCACUGCCCAAAACAAGUUCCCACUAAGCUCAGUGCUGAAAGAGUUUGAUGCCAUCCAGAAGGACCAGAAAGAAAACAGUAGCUGUACUGAGAAGCGAGCAUGGUGGACGGGACGGCUGGCACUGGAUCAAAGAAUGGAGGACCUCAUCACCUCCCUAGAGAACCAUGUGCUGGGCUGCUGGCGGGGGCUGCUGUUGCCAUCUAGUGAGGAGCCCAGCAUUGCCCAGGAGGCCUCCCACCUACAGGAGUUGCUGCAGGAAUGUGGCUGGGAAUAUCCUGACUCUACUCUGCUAAAAGUCAUUCUCAGUGGUGCCAGGAACCUUACCAGCCAGGAUAUUCAGACCCUGGCCUAUGGGCUGUGCCCUGCCCAGCCAGAACGUGCCCAAGAGCUCCUGAAUGAGGCGGUAGGACGGGUACAGAGCCAGAUGGUCCCAAGCAGUAGGCACCUUGUCUUGGUGUUAGACAAGGACCUACAAAAGCUGCCAUGGGAAAGCAUGCCUAGCCUUCGAGCACAGCCUGUCACCCGACUGCCCUCUUUCCACUUUCUACUAAGCUACUCCAUCACCAAAGAGGCUGGGGCCUCAUCAGUGCUGAGUCAAGGUGUGGAUCCACAGAAUACCUUCUAUGUCCUGAACCCUCACAAUAACCUAUCAAGCACAGAGGAGCGAUUUCGAGCCAAUUUUAGCAGUGAAGCUGGCUGGAAAGGAGUUGUUGGGGAGGUUCCAAGCCCUGAACAAAUGCAGGCAGCCCUGACAGAGCAUGACUUAUAUAUCUAUGCAGGGCAUGGAGCUGGUGCCCGCUUCCUCGAUGGGCAGGCUGUCCUGCGGCUGAGCUGCCGGGCAGUGGCUCUAAUGUUUGGCUGCAGCAGUGGGGCCCUGGCUGUACAUGGAAACCUGGAGGGAGCUGGCAUUGUGCUCAAGUACAUCAUGGCUGGCUGCCCCUUGUUUCUAGGUAAUCUCUGGGAUGUGACUGACCGUGACAUUGACCGCUACACAGAGGCUCUGCUGCAGGGCUGGCUUAGAGCAGGCCCAGGAGCACCCCUUCUCUACUAUGUCGGCCAGGCUCGCCAGGCUCCCCGACUCAAGUAUCUUAUUGGUUCUGCACCUGUAGCCUAUGGCCUACCUGUCACUCUACAAACACCCUGAAGUUGUCUUAUCUAUGGUAGAAGCUAUGUGACUAUCUACCUCUAAAUGUAUAUUUAACUUAGUAUUUCGAAUGUUUUAAAGUAAUUUUUUCCCCAAUGUUUUGUAUGAAACGUCUUUUAAUUUAACUUUAAUAUAAUAAAGAUAUAUCA
Messenger RNA from Nannospalax galili (Upper Galilee mountains blind mole rat), 6649 nucleotides. It is a transcript of the gene Espl1, whose product is annotated as extra spindle pole bodies like 1, separase. Gene Ontology annotation, biological process: meiotic chromosome separation; proteolysis. Lineage: Eukaryota; Metazoa; Chordata; Mammalia; Rodentia; Spalacidae. The transcript is spliced from 31 exons. Gene Ontology annotation, cellular component: cytoplasm; centrosome; nucleus. The record is from RefSeq and is a predicted model, not a curated record. The coding region runs from base 150 to 6500 and encodes 2116 amino acids. Gene Ontology annotation, molecular function: cysteine-type endopeptidase activity.